AUGAAAGUCAACGCUACUUUUUGUCUGCUGGCGUUAGCCUUCUUGGGUGAGCAGACCGCCAAUGCUCUGAGCAGUGAGAUGAGGGAUGCAAUCAAGAUGGUCGUUAAAUACCCACCCCAUAUCGACGUCAAGCCAGGCUCCUUCAUUGUCGAGCUCGAUGGAGAGCCCGCCAGAUUCUCGAUCGGCAAGCAGUACCACCUGCUGUUCAGUGGGUUUUCAGUCAAUGCUGACGAAAACUUUGACCCAGCACUGCUCGCAUCCCUGCCAGGUGUCAAGCGGGUGUGGCCAGUCAAGCUGCGCACGAUGCCUGCCGAGCCUAGCACCGCCAACAUUACCUACCCGAAUCUGGGCUUUACGGGCAAGGGCGUGAAAAUCGGCAUCAUUGACAGCGGCGUCGACUUCAACCACCCAGAGCUUGGAAACUGCUGGAAGACGCCUGGGUGCAUGUGGCAGUAUGGUGCUGAUUUUGUCGGAGACAACUACGACUCGAGAGAUUCGCAUGCUAUUAUCAACCCCCUUCCUCGCCCUAUGGACUGCAUGGGUCAUGGAACUCAUGUGGCUGGAAUCAUCGCUGCCCAGGGCCCCAAGGUCACUGGCGUGGCACCCGAUGCGACGAUGGGAAUGUACCGUGUCUUUAGCUGCCCCAAGAACGGCCACAACCCGUCAUCGGACGACGUGAUCCUGUCGGCUGUCGAGGCCGCCUACAAGGACGGUCACGAUAUCCUGUCGUUAUCGCUGGGGGGUGGUGGUUGGCCUGAAGACCCGCUAGCUGUUGCCUGCUCGAACCUGGUCAAGAAGGGCGUAAUUGUUGUUGCCGCCAACGGAAACGAGGGCACCUCAGGUCUGUUCACCGCCGGAUCACCCGCCCUGGGCCGCGGCGUCAUCAGCGUUGGCUCAGUAGACAACUGGAACAACACCGGGAGCGCCAUCAGCAUCACUACCAAGAGCAGCGUGAAGUCCAUCAUGAGCUCGACCCCGGGUAACGAGGAGAUCCCGUUUUUCUUUGAUAAGGAGACCCAGCUGGUUGCGGUCAACGAUGAAUCGGACAGCGAUCUUGGCUGCACAAACACGACCCAGUCCCUGUCUGGCAAGAUUGCGCUGAUCAAGCGCGGUGUUUGCACAUUUGACAAGAAGGCUGCCAAUGCUCAGGCAGCAGGAGCCGUGGGUGUCAUCAUCUACAACAACGUAGAGGGUAUGCUGAGCCCGUCAGUCACCGACCCCACCAUCAACAUCCCUGUCGUCAUCAUUGCCGAGGCCGACGGCAAUGAAGGCACCCAAAGGGAUAUCAUCACUGUUGAGAGCACAACUGGCGGCCAGAUGUCCCCCUUCAGCUCAUUUGGCCCUUCACCAGAACUCGAUAUCGCACCUCUGGUCUCUGGUCCUGGUGGCAAUAUUUAUUCAACAUUCCCGCUGAAACUCGGAGGCUAUACAUCACUUUCAGGGACCUCCAUGGCCACGCCAUACAUCACCGGAACUAUUGCGCUGUUCAAACAAGCUCAUCCCGAGUAUACCGUCGGCCAGAUUCGCCGUGCAUUGAUCACCUCAGCCAAGCCUAGGGUCAGCAAGGCUACUGGCUACAAUAUCCACCCGUACAAGAGCGGCGGCGGCCUGGUCAACAUUUACGACGCCAUCACCGCGCGCGCGCACUUCUUCCCGCCUGUGCUCUCCAUCAACGAUACCACCGAUGGCCUGCCCAAUGGAGACACCAGAAACUUCAUGCAGCUGGGUAUGCGGUGGGCACAAAGCUCGGUGACCAUCAAGAACCUGGACGCCAACAAGUCAGCGCGGAUCGCGCUAACCAACGCAGCGUCGGAAUCUCUCUCGUCGUGGUUUGCUAACGGUACCUUCAGUGCAGUGCCACGUACUGCACCAGAAUCGUUCGAUCCGGUGCCCAACCCGUCGAUAUUCACACAGGUGUUUGCCCCUCAGCUUCUUGGAUCGAACCUGCUUGCCCCAGGAGAGCAGCGCGAGCUUGAAGUGUUUAUUGUUUCGCCAUUUGGGUUGAAAGAGGAAGACCGCUUCUUCUACGGUGGAUACCUCAACUUUACGUUGACCUGGGAUGGCGAAGAUGACUCACCCAAGACAUACACAGUUCCGUAUGCCGGUUUCAACGGAAACUACCGCAAACAGGAUGUUUUGUCAGACCCCAAGGAGGAGCUGCCUAUCUUGACCGACGACGAGGGCAACCCGGUCAGCGAGCUCAACAAUUUCGGCGUCAGUGGAUCCAAGCCGCUAAUUGCGAACUUCCGCCUCGAGCUGCCAACGCGCAUGAUCUCGCUGACCCUUCUUGAUCCUGAGAACAAGACGCUGGGAUUCCUUCCAGAGGGCUACGGAGAGUAUGUUCCUCGCAAUCAGCAGGGCCCAUCUUCGUUCAUCUCGUACUCCAUCAUCAAUGGAACGGUUUUCGAAGACAAGGAGGCUACCCAGCCUGUGCAGGUCCCGCCUGGCAACUAUCGCGUCCGUCUCCAGGCAUUGCGGCCAUUCGGCGACCCCGGCAAGCAGACAGACUUCCAGAUCUGGGACUCCCCCAUAUUCUCGGUGUCCUAG
Linderina pennispora is the source of this 2547-nucleotide messenger RNA. Its product is annotated as subtilisin-like protein. The record is from RefSeq and is a predicted model, not a curated record. Gene Ontology annotation, molecular function: serine-type endopeptidase activity; tripeptidyl-peptidase activity. The transcript is spliced from 4 exons. Lineage: Eukaryota; Fungi; Kickxellomycota; Kickxellomycetes; Kickxellales; Kickxellaceae. Gene Ontology annotation, biological process: proteolysis. The coding region runs from base 1 to 2547 and encodes 848 amino acids. Gene Ontology annotation, cellular component: cytosol.